AUGGAGGAUAUUUGGAAAGAUGGUUUAAUGGUGGACAGUACAACAUGGUUUGAAGUCCUGGGCAAUCGAGCACAUGGUGUCUAUGAUCUUGACAGAAAUAUGCUACGAAGAAAAGAAUGGGAAAGGAGAAAUCAGGAGAUACAGCAUGAAGACAGCAUAUUUAGUACCAGUUAUUCUCUCUUCAGUGAACCAUACAAGACGAAUAAGGGGGAUGAACUGUCUAGUCGUAUCCAGAAUACACUGGGUAACUACGAUGAAAUGAAAGAAUUGUUGACCGAUCACUCCAAUCAAAGCCAGCUUGUUGGUGUUCCAAAAGCCUGUAUAUCACAGGCCUCUAUGAACAAAAUGGAGGAGCACUUUGCUGCUGAAACUAUGACUCACACUCAGACUUCUGUUUGCAGUCCUCAGUCUUCUUUGCCAGUGGCACUUUCUGGACAGCUAAGCAAGAAUGCAACAUUAGGUUGGCAGAAAUCUGGGCGUUGCUUAGAAAAUCAGCAAAGGGGGGGCAAGCAUAGGCAUGGAUUGUCAGAUUCACAAAGUAAUGAUUUCAAAAUGGCUAACCAAAAGAGCAGCUUGGAAAAGAUUAUGCAUUAUGUACACAGUCCUUCACCAUCAUCUUCAUCCAGUGCUAUUCAAGGUCCUAUAGCAUCCUUAAUUGUAGAAAACGUCCAAACACAACAGCAGUCAAAAUUGAGCUGUGCCACAGAGACUGGAGUCCAGACUCAAGAAAGACCAGCUAUUCAUAGCAAUGGACACUGUGUACAAAAUUUUCAUCCUGCACUUACUUCAAAACCAAAUAUAAUUCAGCAGAAACCAACAGCUUAUGUGAGGCCAAUGGAUGGUCAGGAUCAGGCUCCUGAUAAAUCUCCAAGACUAAAGGUGCCGGAUGAAAACAGCAUGCUCUGCACCUCAUACAGAGAGAUGUCUUCUGUUAAAAAUGAAUCGGCUAGGACCAAGUCAAAAAUGACAAAGUGUGGCAUUUCCAAGCAAGAAGAGAACAGUGGAGUAGAUGACAAUGACUGUGUGGAAGAAAUUUUACGGGAAAUGACCCACACUUGGCCUCCACCACUUUCUGCUAUCCACACACCUGGCAAAGUGGAACAAAACAAGUUUCUGUUCACAAACAAGGACCCCCAACAUGUCUCUACAGGACACAGCAAUCAAAGAAAAGAUGACGCUGAGCCAAAGAAUACAGACGACUGUACCUUGCAUACAUCAAUGCUAGAAGAUGAUCUAAAGUUGAGCAGUGAUGAAGAGGAGAGUGACCAGCAGGCAGCACAGGAAUCUACUCUCCGGGUUCUAUCUGACAGCCCUGCUAACCAGCAGUCCAGAAUUUUGGGUGUCUCUAACAAGGGUUCAAGCAGCAGUUCGAGUGAAUCGGAGAGCAGUUCUGAAUCUGAUUCGGAGACUGAAAGCAGUUCCACAGAAAGCGACUGCAACAAGCAAUCACAUUGUUCCAGCCCAGAGCCUGAACAGCCGUCUCCUAACAAGUGGCAGUUGGAUAAAUGGUUAAAUAAGGUUAAUCCUCAUAAAGCUUCUGCUUUGAACCAAAAUGGAUUGGAGGUCUUUCAGUAUUACAGCAAAGUAAAAGAAAAAAGGCAAGACAAUGAAAAUGUACCUCCUGUUGGCCAAGCCAAUCUCCAGGAAAAAGAUAUUAAGAAUCUUACUAAAGAGGAACUGAGAUCUAGGACAGCUAACUUAGCCCCCGGACAUAGGGGAGCUAAGCAAAAACCACCUCCUUCUGCUGCCUCAAAAUCGGUAUCUAAAAAACAGCCAAGGAGGACAGAGAGUAGCCCGGCUGAUGAUAACGUAAACAACCAUGCAGCUGACAAUCUUGAUUUGAACCAAAUUCAUUUGGCAAAUAGUAACAUUUGUAAUCAGCCCAAGACUAGGCCUUGCAGCAGCAACAUCGAACAACAAAAAGAACCACCGUCUGUUACAGCCUCUGAAAAGAGACGCACAAGAGGCUCAGGGAAAACAGCACCCAAGUCCAAGGAAUUUAUCGAGACAGAAUCUUCAUCUUCAACUUCAUCGGACACAGAUUCCCAGUCUGAACAAGAGGAGUGUCCUUCACAUAAACCACAAACUGCAACUUCAGCAUCCGCUGAAAGUGACCAGAAACAAAAGAAUCCUAGCAAUAAUAAUGGUUACAAAAAAAACAAUAAUUGUGGUGCCUUUGGUUCCAUCAACACCAGAACUAGCAACGAUAUAGCAAAAGAGCUGGAAGAACAGUUCUACACACUGGUUCCUUUUGGCAGGAAUGAGCUUUUGUCUCCUCUAAAAGAUACUGAUGAUGUCAAAGCACUUUGGGUCAAAAUUGAUUUGACUCUGCUCUCCAGAAUCCCACAGCAAUUACCUGAGGAGCCACUGAUGAUAAAUACAGCGGUUAAAGAAGCCAUUCAAAUGCAAUAUAACAUUGCUGCUGAUCUGCCAGCAGAAAAAGUGGUUCCUAAAUCCAGAAGAAAACGAAAGCAUGAAAAUGAGGAGGAAAACAGAGAGACUAAGAAGAUUCACACUGAGCAAGAAUGUUCCUUCAAUGUACUUCCUUCAGCCCAAGUUAUUUCUUCACCAAAUCAUUUCAAAAUCAUUAAAAAAAGUUUGGCAACACCAAUAAAUAAAAUGGAGAAAAUGCUUCAAUCACCUAGUUCUCCCUUCUCUGAUGCAUCUAAGUAUAAAUUCUGUAACGAUAAUUUAACUUCUAGAAAAACAAAUGGUACCAACCCUUCGUCUUCCACAUCCUCAAGCAGAAAGCACAAGAAUGAAAUUAGAUCAUAUCUACAUUCUGGAGAUUUCAGUAAAGCCAUGUAUAUCAGUUCAGAAAAUACUCUGUUCUGCAAUAGAAUACAGUGCCAAAAAGAACCAUGGUCAUCUAUACUGACUGUGCCCAAAAACUGUAGGAAAUCAAAACUCAUCGUUAAUGAUGGAUUGCACAAUUUAGAUUAUUUUAUGCAGGAAGCUAAAAGAAAAAAGCAUAGAGCAGAUGCAAUGGUGGACAAAUUUGGCAAGGCACUUAAUUAUGCUGAAGCUGCAUUAUCAUUUAUUGAGUGUGGAAAUGCCAUGGAACUAGGACCCCUGGAAUCAAAGUCCCCAUACACAAUGUAUGCAGAAACUGUGGAGCUUAUCAGAUAUGCUAUGAGACUAAAAACCCACUCUGGUCCCAGUAUGACAUCAGAAGAAAAACAACUAACAGCAUUAUGUUACCGCUGUUUGGCACUUUUGUACUGGAGAAUGUUUCGGCUCAAAAGAGACCAUGCUGUAAAAUAUUCAAAAGCUCUAAUUGAAUAUUUCAAGAAUUCAUCUAAAGUUGCUCAGGCACCAUCUACCUGGAGUAGUAGUGCAAAGUGUACAGGAACUCCUUCUCCCAUAUCACCCAGUUUAUCUCCGCUGAGCUCAGUUGGGAGCACCGGAGCUCCUUCCCCUUCCUCCAUCAUCAGCAUUCCUCACCGAAUACACCAGAUGGCAGCUAACCAUGUUAGUAUCACUAACAGCAUCUUACACAGUUAUGACUACUGGGAGAUGGCUGACAAUCUUGCCAAGGAAAACCAAGAUUUCUUUAAUGAUUUGGAUGCACUGAUGGGAGCUAUCACAUUGCACAGCUCUAUGGAGCAUCUGGUUCAGUAUACACAGCAAGGCCUUGACUGGAUAAGGUGUAGUGCUCAGUUAUCCCCAUGAUAGUUCU
This is a messenger RNA of Notechis scutatus (mainland tiger snake), 3679 nucleotides long. The record is from RefSeq and is a predicted model, not a curated record. NCBI's taxonomy places the organism in Eukaryota, Metazoa, Chordata, Lepidosauria, Squamata, Elapidae.